Drepanopeziza brunnea f. sp. 'multigermtubi' MB_m1 is the source of this 459-nucleotide messenger RNA. RefSeq lists its product as uncharacterized. Gene Ontology annotation, molecular function: RNA nuclease activity; RNA binding. The record is from RefSeq and is a predicted model, not a curated record. Lineage: Eukaryota; Fungi; Ascomycota; Leotiomycetes; Helotiales; Drepanopezizaceae.
AUGCUUCUCUCAUUCCCGUCCCUCGUCCCAAUCACUCUCCUCCUCACCACUGCCCUCUCCUCCCCUAUACCCGGCAAUAUCGAGCCCCGUAAAACAUCAACAGUCUGCAACGAAGUCUCAUACACCGCUGCUGAGGUCACCGAAUGCACUGAUGCGGCUUACAAGCACCACAAGCAAGGUACCAAGCCUGGAGGUUCCCCGUUCCCACAGGAAUUCGAGAACCUGGAAAGCUUCACGCUUGCCGUUAAACCACCAUACGAGGCCUUCCCAUUGAAAAAAGAGGGUGUCUACACAGGAGGAGAUCCUGGUCCCGAUCGGUGCCUCAUCAGCACCACCAGCGGAAAAUACGCGGGAGUCAUCACUUCGAGCGGAGCAGAAAACGAUGACAGCUGGGUCAAGUGCUCGCGCAGGAGCGUGCAUCUUCUCUUUGGUGGGAAUUGGGUGCCUCAUUCUCCAUGA